This is a messenger RNA of Macrosiphum euphorbiae (potato aphid), 2508 nucleotides long. The record is from the annotation of a GenBank genome assembly. Lineage: Eukaryota; Metazoa; Arthropoda; Insecta; Hemiptera; Aphididae.
AUGGAAUCAGACAAUUCUACAAAUUCUGAUGACUCUCAAUCAAAUAAUUCAAGCAGAUCUGCGUCGCCAGACAAUGUUAUUAGAGAGCAAUCUGUCAGUGGUUCGCCUUCAGCAUCCAGCCAUAACUCAGCCCCCAGUCAUAAUUCAGCCCCACAGAGCCCCGACAAUAACACGUCUGGGUCUCAAAGCAUUGAUAAUGGAAUACAAAGUCCAGAACAGGACAACGAUGAUGAUGAUGAUGAUGAUGAUCCUCAGUCACCUGAUAGUUCAUCAUCUAAAUCAAAAAGUCCUGUUGUCGAAGCUUGUAGCCCUGAUCAUCAACAAAAUGAUGAGCCACUAAGUCCGAGUUCAGAAUCUAGUUCAUCGAGUCGUGUUUCUUCUACAGCUGGUUCUCCAGACAGAAAUAGCCAUUCUCGACCGUCAUCCAAAGUUUCUUCAAGAAGCAAUGAAUCGGAUAAAGAAACCAAGGAGCCUCACGAUAAUUAUUUAUCGGAUGUUUCUGAUGAAGACUCAAUGGACAAUAUAAAUGAUGAUAAUGCUUCCCAAAAAAGUGCAAAAGAAUGGAAAAGUGAUAAUUGCACUCCUUCUCCUUCGAAAGAAAUUGUUAUUCCAGUUAACGGUCAUAAUAAUCUGGAUGUUAAGACUGAGCCUAAUGUAGUUAAUGAUCCUGAAGAACCUUUAGACUUUGAAGCUGAUGAUGGGGACGAUGGAGAAUGCGAUGAACCAAAACAAGUUAAAGACGAGACUGAGGUAGAAGAAGUAAUAGAACCUGAGGAACUUGAAGAGGGUGAAGUUUCUGAUGAAGGUGAACAUCGGCCAGAAGAAACAGAACCCAGGCCGAUAUGUCGAUUUUACUCGAGAGGACAAUGUACCUGGGGUGCAAGCUGUCGAUUUUUGCAUCCUGGCGUCGCGGACAAAGGCAAUUAUUCAAUGUUUGAAAUGGUACGCCCGAUACCACCACCUGGUGGCCUACCGUCAUUUUAUCCAAAUGAUUCUUAUCGAGCACAUGAAAGAACUUUGAUUCCUGGAGGUCCGAUUCCACCAAUGAAAAAAGAUGAUAUACCUCCUGUAGAAACUGCUUGGGAACGAGGAUUACGUCAAGCUAAAGAGAUACUUAAAAAGUCUAAUAAAAAAAAAGAAACUGAUAUUGACUUUGAAGAAAAAAAAAUGAACUUAACAUCAAAUCAAGAGGAAGUAGAAAAAGAAAAUGAUUACUAUGCACAGCGUCCAACUAGUCCAACUGCUUCACCUGCCCUAAGCCCUCCUAUUGAAAGAUUUAAACCUGAUUUAGAAGCUCGGCAUCAUAGGGGUCCACCUCCAGAUGCCUAUGUGGAUGAAUUUAUGCCACCACAAGUAGAUUUUUACCAUCAUCGACCAGAAUUUUGGCCUCCUCAUCAUGGUCGUCCUUUACCACCACAUUUUCCUCCUGGACAUCCAAUAGAUUUUCAUGCCCCUCCACGGAGAAAUCCAUAUUAUCCAUAUCCACACCCUGAACCUUAUUAUCAUCCAGGUUUAAAACCUCAUCAUCGAGGCUUGCCUCCUAAGUACCCUCCUAAUAGAGAAGUAAUUAUGCAGCGCUCUGAAAAAUCUUACAGCCCUCAACCUACUGGUCAUCGCAAUAGACGAGAUAGGUCAUCAAGUCGACCACGCAGAGGAGAUGAUUGGUCUGAUCCAUGGAUGAGAUCUAAAUCACCUGGAGGCCGAUCUAAACUUAGAGGAAGAAAGAAGUCUUAUUCUUCUCAUUCUUCAUUCUCGUCAUCAAGGUCUAGCAGCAGUUCAAGCAACUCAACUUAUACCUCACGUAGUCGUUCAAGAGGUAGAUCUAAUUCAAUUACAAAAAAUAGGAAGAAAGCACCUCCAUUGUCAUUUAAAACAUCCCCUGGCCGUAAAACAAAUAGAAAGCCAGAGAGAAAUCCUUCUCCAGAUGCAUUUGAUAAAAAACCAAUGAGUCGAUCAAUGAAUCCCCCAGUGCCAACUAAUAGAUGGUCUGUUUCCCCUACAAAUACACCAGCUUCUAUACAACCUGUACAAAGAGCAAGACAAAUGCCAAUGCCGCCUAGGUUUGCAGUAAAUAAACCAAGCGGAGUUAAGUCUCCAGCUACUACUCAUACCUCUUCAUCUUCGUCAAGCAGUGAAUCAGCCUCUGGAACAGGUUCUUCAGAGUCUUCUGAUUCAAGUGGUUCAGAAACUUCAUCCGAAGGAGGAAGUCCGAAACAAAAAAAAUUAGGAUUAUCUCCUAACAAAUUGCUUAAAAAAAAGAUGCAAAAAGCGCAAAUGAAACUAAAUAAGAAGAAAAUGGGAGCUCCAACUGUUCCUCCAGUUAAAAAAGAAAAAUUAGUUUCUCAAGGGAAAAAGAGAUCAUUGGAAUCUGAUAAUGAUGAUACUAAAAGUUCUUCUCCACCAAGAAAGAAAGGAGGAGCAGCACCGUCAAGACGAGAAGAGUUGUUGAAACAACUGAAGGCCGUAGAAGAUGCCAUCGCCCGGAAAAAGUCCAAAGUAGCAUUGUAA